GAAUUUGUUAUUUUUACAAACAUCUCAGCAUUUAGGUUAUUGUAUUUUCAAUUAUACACGGGUGUACAUGUGCACAAAUAACAUAAACACCUAAUAGGAGUAAGUUUGGUUGCAUACAUAUACACUUAACUUUCUCAACUAUUUCAGAAAUGAAGCCAGCAUCAAUAUUCUUGUCUGUUCAAGAGGAGGAGGGGGUCUGUUAGUGGAGCGCAUGGAACUAGUUGCCGAGUUAUGGCAGGAAAACUUUAAGCCAUAUAAAUCUUUGAUGCAGGCUUGGGAAGCAAUUCACAAGAACAAGUCAAGCAAUGUAGUUGCACCACCUGAGAUGCAAGAAGGAAAGAAGAAAUGGAGCAUUGAAUCAAACAGGUUUGGUUUUUCGGGCGAGCUUCUAGGUAGAGUCUCUCCCUUUCGGCGUUCACGAGCUGCUGCUGCAGGCAUAUCUCCCUGCAGAAGUAAACCACAAUCUCCAUUUCAGGGCGUGAAGUUGCUCGGUGAUGCUAAAGAAACUGAAAUCAAUAAAUCAGGCAAUUUGAAAUUCUACAGCACUGGACUUGGUAAAGUACAAGGGGUUCCAAACCAAGGAGCCAAAAGAAGUUCAUAUUCAGGAAGUUUGGCAAUUGAAAAGACAUUGUAUAUAGACAUUAUAUCAUGUUUGAUUUGAAAACAUGAUAUAAAUUUUGUUUUGGAUUAUUGCAAUAGUAUUUCAAUUGAAGAUUAA
This is a messenger RNA of Cicer arietinum (chickpea), 718 nucleotides long. RefSeq lists its product as uncharacterized. Lineage: Eukaryota; Viridiplantae; Streptophyta; Magnoliopsida; Fabales; Fabaceae. The record is from RefSeq and is a predicted model, not a curated record.